AUGCUAUUCGAGAACCAGGAGGUAGACGCGGGUGACUUCGGUACCUGCGCUAGACGCUCACCCUGCUGGGAUUGCCAGUGCAGAGAGCAGGUGUUGUGGCAUAAUCCCAGAGGAACAACCAAGGCAUUGAGCUCUAACUUCACGAUAGGCCUGAGCACACUCGGCCUCACUUUGAGAGCCGCCAUUCCCACACAUACCCAGACUGCCGGCGGCGCGGUCCUUGGCUUGGAAGGGCAUCGGCAUCCCGCAUGCGCCAUCCAAGCCAGAAGCUCAGAAGGCUGCAGAGCCCAAUCAGGUGACUCGCGAUGUGUGAUUGCAUCACUUCCACCUACUGACACCUCGCAAUUGGAGCCAACGAGGCAGGCAGGCGUCGCCACAGAAAACAUAUGCGCAGCCGAGUUGAUCAAACUAAUCACCACGCGUCAGCGACGAGUCUUUUUGCAGCAUCGUGGUGGAAUGCGAAAUCUUCAUAACUCACGCAUUCUGCCCGUCGAUGACUCGGCUGCUCGCGUGGUCGUGAGAAGAGACCAGCUCGCCGGUCACUCAUUAAUUAUCCAGCCAGCCAGCAAUCCUCGUUUCAACUUUCGGCAGAUCCACCUCUUCCCUCUCAUCAUAUUCAUCAGCGCCAAACGUCGGCUCAAGCAGAAAGCAGACAACAUAUCCCUCGCCACAACACAAGCACAAGCACUGCCGUCCCCAGCCUCCGUCAUCCCGGCCGACUCCGCCUCUCAGAACCCGCCACCAGGAGGCUACCUGCUGGGAAAUUACCUCACCGACCGGUACUGGGAGAAGGGCUGGGAUACAUAUCAGAAAUACGUCAACGGAAAGAAAGUCGAAUCCGUCUACACACCGUACGAGAAGCGCAAGCACGGGGGCACUGCCGGACACCCACGCUCUGCUUCAUCAUCAUCCUCGUCUUCGUCGUCGAACAGCCGUGUCGGCCGUCGGUCAGCACCCGAGCCACCGCCGCCGCAAACGCAAGGCCAUUCCCUGACUGUAAAGUCACCAGAUUCAGGUGGUGGCGUUGCUCAGCGAAUAGCUCGGCCUGAGCUUACCGGUUUACCAGGCGCAGUUGCGCUCGCUCAGCUUCCCACAGACGUCCGCCCAAGUACUUACCACUCCCGAGAAGAAGGCUCCCGCCGUCUUCAAGCUGAAUAUCUUCCCAUCUCUGAGCGCGACGUAGGAAAAGAGCAUACUCGCGGCGCUAGUACGUUGCUGCAACAAGAGGAAGAGUACAGCAAAGAGAUUCGACGCCAGUACCGAGCUGAAACCGACGAUCCCCGGAGACCAGCAGCAGAAGUUCUUCCAAAGAAGGACCUCUGGACUCUAGACGAACUAGAUCCACCGAACAAUCGACAGCUCAGCAUAACAGGACCUUCAAGCAAGCGCGAAAGCAUUCUCAAAGACUCGGCCGCGUCGAGACGAGACAGCGCCGUGAUGGCAUCCGGAUACAACGACAACUAUAAUGGUAACACGCAGUACCAAGGCGAAGGUCGUGCACGCUCGGCGCAACCGCCAAAGAGUCGAUACUACGAUGACGACGAUAGCGAUUAUGACGAGCGUAGCGGAAAGAGGACCAGUGGUCGGGGUCGUGGAUGGGAUGAUCGAUACGACGAUCGCGACUACGACCGCGUAGAGGAGGUGACUGAGCGGUACAGAGGCCCUGUAAGUGCAGGACCACUCGUCGUUCGUCCAUCAACCCCUGUUGACCGCCCUUAUGCUACGCAGAGAGGCGACAGCUACCGAUCUGGAUACGAUGCACCAUAUGGAGCUGGUGCAGUAACACAGUACGGUCGUCGGUCAGAUGGUGCCCUUGAUCGCUCAGGAGAUCGCGAGUCGUAUGUCAGUCGCCGCUCCAAGUCUCGAGGUCGCAGCGAUCGCGACAGAUCUUACUCGCGAUCCCGUUCCCGAAGCCGAAGUAAUGAACGCGAGCGAGGCGAAGGAAUCCGUGGUAAGAUUGAAGAUGCCUUCGACACCUCUGGUCGUGGUCUUGCUACUGGUCUCGCCGGAGCUGUUAUUGGCGGGCUUGCAGGAAGGCAAUUUGGCCAGAGACAUCAGCAACGCGACAUACUGAUAGGCGCAGUCGUUGGAGGACUCGGGGCAAAUCUCGCCGAAAACAAGUACCGCGAAUGGAAAGAUGAGAAGCGGGAUCGGGAGGAACGAUGGGAGCAGAGAUAUGAUGGCCGCAGCAGGAGCAAUAAGCUGCAUCGGAAGGCCAUGACUAGAGAGCGAGAGCGACGCGACGGAGUCUCUUGGACCAAGCUUGAUGUUCUUAAACAUCGUCGCUCUCUUACAGCCUUUGGCCUGCCUGGUCGCGGGCAAUUUGCAGCAAAUCCGCCUGGCAGCAUUACCACUGUCUGCAACCGGAGCUCUAUCGUACAUCGCGGCUCCCCAAAUGCGUCAUGUCGUUCAUGUGAGACACGGACCCUUGAUCUCCUCGUGAACGUCCCCAUGAUCACAUUUCCCUGCAUUCCAUUCCAUUGCUUCCCUCGUUUACGCUACAGCCCCAGCGCUGCAUCCCUUGGUAUGGCCGCAGGUGACGCGCCAGUAAUACAACGUCCUCCCUCUCAGAGCAGCGGCGAAGGCGGUAUUGAGGAAGAAGAUGCACUCCUGACAGGCCAGCGAACCGGCAAAACCCCCGCCACGACGAGCACAUCACGGAAUGCGGAUCGAUAUCAGCGAUGGCGAGAAAUAGGACUAUUCGUAUGGGCGGUGAUAGCAACAGCCGUUGUGAUCGUGCUGGCUGUGGUGUGGCAGCACAACUCGCAGACAUCAGGCAAGCAUGGCGGCAGUGCAGGAAAAGGAGGAAAGAGGAAUCUCAUUUUCAUGGUCAGCGAUGGUAUGGGGCCAACAUCUCUUACCUUGACAAGGAGUUGGAGACAAUAUACAGAACAACUGCCUUGGGACGAGACCCUCAUUCUUGAUGAGCAUUUGAUUGGGCAGUCGAGGACGAGGAGUUCGAGUUCACUGGUCACAGACAGUGCUGCGGGAGCCACGGCGUUCAGUUGCGGGAAGAAGUCUUAUAAUGGAGCAAUAUCUGUACUGCCAAACUUCGAUCCCUGUGGGAGUGUUAUGGAGGCUGCGAAGAAGAUGGGAUAUACGACGGGACUGGUUGUUUACAACUCGGAUACAGAUGCUACGCCUUGCCGUAUUCGCCAGCCAUGUGAGGAGAAGAGAGAUGGAGGACGAUAUUGCACUGCAGAUGAUUGGCGAGACGCAUCCUUUGGGAAGAAUGGUGGAUCUUAUGAUUGGAGGUGGGAGGGAGGAUGCAGAGCUGAUGACAUUGAUGUGAUUGACGUUGCGGGAAAGAAGCAUGACUGGAAUUAUAUCGGCAAGCGAGACGACUUUGACAACUUGGGCACUGAUGCAAAGUUGCCGUUGCUGGCUCUCUUCGCGCCGACCGACAUUCCAUAUGAGAUUGAUCGUCGGCAUCAGGAAGACGUCUAUCCGUCGCUGGCAGAAACUGCGAAAAAGGCUUUGGAUAUCCUCAGCGCAGCAACGCAGGACAAGAAUCAAGGUUUCUUCAUCAUGAUUGAAGGCUCAAGAAUAGACCAUGCCGGUCACGCCAACGACCCAGCAGCACAAGUCCACGAGGUUUUGGCUUACGACCGCGCCAUGUCCGCCGUUCUCGACUUCAUCGAGCAUUCUGGUGUGCCGACCCUUAUGGUCAGCACAUCCGACCACGAAACGGGAGGUCUGGCCACAGCCCGUCAACUCCACGAGGAAUACCCAGAUUACCUCUGGUACCCUUCAGUCCUCGCAAACGCCUCCCAUUCCGCCUCGUACGCUGCUCAGGAAUACUACCUCCACCAACAGAAACGGGCAACGACAGCUAUCAUCGAGACAGAAUCCAAAGACGAAGAAACCUACCUCAAAUCUUUGAUCAAAUCAGCCCUCGGGAUCCACGACCCAACUUCCGCGGAACUCUCCUCCCUAAUCAACCACGAAUCCCCAGCCUCCUACAUCUUCGCCGACAUGAUCUCCCGCCGAGCCCAAACAGGCUGGUCAACCCACGGCCAUUCCGGCGCAGAUGUCAACAUUUACGCAUCCGACCCCGUCGCCGCAGAAGCUCUAAAGGGAAACCACGAAAACAUCGAAGUCGGCCAAUUCCUUCGAGAUUACCUUGGUGUGAAUGCGGAAGUGGAGAAAGUCACGGAGAAAUUGAAGAAGCAUAUGCAUAGCGUUGGCGCGGAAGCGUUUUUGGGCAGCGUUCCUGAGGAGCAAGAGAGGUUGGAUGGACAGGAUCAUUUGGAUGAGUAUCACGGCGAUCAUAAGACGAGGCAUAAGAGGAGGACAUGGUUUACACAUCGACGCCUUCGUCUCUGUGGGGAUCUGGAGAGCCUGGCAUAAAAAGACGAUGGCUCUUCUUGAAGCAUGGCUAGCCUGGAAUCAGAAGACGAUGGCUCUUCUUGAAGCAUUGCGCGGAAGGGCUUGAUGAGUCAAGAUUCGCACGGCCUAUGGGGAAGUCUAUCUCGCGGUAUUAUUGGAAUCGGACUAGAGGAGUUUUACUUACGAGGAAUGAACAAGAGCCUAAAGAGAACGUAUACCCUAGUAGUUAGUACUUCUGUAUACUUGGCUUCUUUCUAGACCUGAAUGAGAAUAUUAUCUAAC
Messenger RNA from Pseudocercospora fijiensis CIRAD86, 4611 nucleotides. RefSeq lists its product as uncharacterized. Gene Ontology annotation, molecular function: alkaline phosphatase activity. The transcript is spliced from 23 exons. NCBI's taxonomy places the organism in Eukaryota, Fungi, Ascomycota, Dothideomycetes, Mycosphaerellales, Mycosphaerellaceae. The record is from RefSeq and is a predicted model, not a curated record. Gene Ontology annotation, cellular component: fungal-type vacuole membrane. The coding region runs from base 1 to 4350 and encodes 1449 amino acids. Gene Ontology annotation, biological process: dephosphorylation.